AUGAGUGAGCAGCACGACGAGGUGGUAGAGCUCUUGAAGCAGGUGCUCAACCAGAGCCUUGUUUGGGCGUGCUAUGAACACAUAGACAUCACGAGUGCAGGAACAUUGUUCCAGCCCUCAGGACCCGAUGAGAUGGUCCUCAAGUCUCUUGCCCGCGAGCCCUUUUGGCCAGAUGAGAUCAGCCCCAGCGCCGGUAUUUUGGCCGUAGCGCCGUACCGGAAUCCUUGCCCUGAAGAGGCCAAGAUCGACCUCUCCAAGGCCGUUGUGUUCGUUGCGACGGGAGCUCCCGGUGUUGGCAAGACCCGAAUGGCAACAAUGCUGGUAGAGCAAACAGGGUUAACCUGCAUCGAACCAGACUCCAUCAUUGAGAAAGAGGAGCGCAGAUUGGGGUUCUGUAUUUCCAGACAUGUCCCCGACUCAGUCGGUGAACACAAAAUCGUCCCCAAUUCUAUCCUGUUCCUCCUCAUCAAGCAGGAAAUAAAGGAGCAGUUGGCCGCGGGCAAGGACGAGUUUAUCAUCGACGGCCUGGCUAUGUCGCCUGUCGUGUAUAAUUUCUUGACCCAGCACUUCAACUAUCAGUACACCAUUUGUCUGUAUGCCGACGAGGAGAAAUCUUCUGGCAUGGCCCUCUUGUUCGUUUUGUUAUGGAAACCCUUCUUCUGGAACUCUUGA
Molecule: messenger RNA, 672 nt
Organism: Aspergillus homomorphus CBS 101889
Lineage: Eukaryota; Fungi; Ascomycota; Eurotiomycetes; Eurotiales; Aspergillaceae
Product: adenylate kinase family protein
Exons: 5
Coding region: 1-672 (223 amino acids)
Source: RefSeq, a predicted model, not a curated record